AUGGUGUGGUGUCCGAAGUGCGAGGAGGAGGUGGAGGCGGACGUGCACCCGGAGGGCGGUUUCUCGGCAUGCACGAUCUGCGGGCUCGUGUUGGAGGAGGGGGCCUACUCGGCCGACCCCAUGUUCGCCAAGGGCGCGGACGGCGAGUCGGAGAUGGUCGGGGUGCGCGUGAACGAGCGCGGCGAGAUCCGGGGCGCCGGGCGGGGCUACGGGGGCCUGCGCUACGGGUCCCGGCAGGUGGACUCGCACCAGCGGACCCUGGAGCGGGCGCAGAAGCUGAUCGACCGCGUCCUGGACAUGGUCGGGAUGCAGGGGCGCAGGGGACGGGAGGAGGUUGUGGGCACGGCGCACCGGCUGUACCAGCUGGCGCUGAACAACAACGUGACGCGCGGGCGGAGGACGGAGCUGGUUGCGGGGGCGUGCGCGUACAUCGCGUGUCGCCUGGCGGAGCAGCCCUACAUGCUGAUUGACUUCAGCGACGCGCUGCAGGUCAACGUGUACACGCUCGGCGCCGUCUUCCUCGAGCUCAUCAAGCGGCUGCGCUGGGAGGGCCACCACGUCCUGCGCAAGCCCGUCGACCCCUCGCUGUACAUCCACAGGUUCGUGGACGCGUUGGAGUUCGGGCGGGGCCGCGACCAGGUGGCGGUGACGGCGAUGCAGCUGGUGAAGGGCAUGAAGCGGGACUGGAUGCACACGGGACGGCACCCGAGCGGACUGUGCGGUGCGGCGAUCUGGGUGUCGUCGCUCAUCCACGGGUACGAGAAGACGCGGGCCGAAAUAUCAGCCAAGGUGCACGUAGCGGAGGAGACGGUGUCGCGGCGCGUGGAGGAGUUUGCGCUGACGGCGGGGUCGGCGCUGACCCCGGAGGAGUUCACGCAGCGGGGGCGGCAGCUGGACCAGGAGACGCGCGAGCUGCUCGAGGGGCCGCCGCCGGGGGACGAGGACGCGGAGAAGCGUGCGGGCGCGUGCGAGCACGUGCGGAACAAGGAGGCGGCGCACUUUGCGCGCGGGAUGUGCGCGGCCUGCUACCGGGAGUUCGUGGAGCUCGCGGGGUCGGACCGGUCCGCGCACGCGCCGCCGUCGUUCACGCGGAACGUCAUGAAGGAGCUAGAGAAGGCCGCGGAGGAGGACGCGCGUGCGCCGCCGCUGCCGGCGCCGGGAGACGAGGAAGCGGGCGACGCGGAGGGCGCCGGGGCCGGCGACGGCGACGGUGCGCAAGCGGGGGACGGUGCGGAGAAGCUGCAGGCUGAUCUGGAGUUCAGCGACGACGACGAGGACUUCGGGCCGCUCAGCGCUGUUGACCAGCAUCUGCGCCGACAGUUCCUGAACCGCGCCCGGCUCGACAUGGAGAAGCAGGCGGAGCAGGCGAUCCUCGCGCGGCGCAAGGGCGCGGGCGGCAGCGACCGGGGGGGCCAGGACCGCGCGAGGGGGGGCUCUGCGGCGGCGAAUGGCAAUGCAGCUAGGGAGGGUGCUGCUGCUGCGAAUGGAACGAAUCGAGCGAAGAAGAAGAAGGGCGGCCGGCCAGACAAGGCUGAAGUUGACGCAAUCGUUGCCUCGGGCAAGGCGCGGGAGGUCCUGCCCGGCGAGCUGUCUUCGGACCGCUCCGAUGACGACCUGCGGGAGGAGCUGAGCGACUUCGACGACGAUGAGGCCGCGAUGGUGAUUCACACCGACGAGGAGGCCGCGGCGAAGCGGGCGCUGUGGGAGGAACUCAACCGCGACUGGCUCGAACACCAGGCGAAGAAGAAGGCCGCCGCCGCCGAAGCGGAGGCCAAGGCGGCUGCCGAGGCCGCUGCUGCCGCAAGCCAGAAGCGAGGCCGAGGUCGGCCCAAGGGAUCCAAGUCGCGGCCGAAGCCGGACGACCUGCCCCCAGCUGAAGAUGCUGCCAUGGCGGCCAGGAGCGCGCUGGAGUACCACAAGGCGUCGUCGAAGAUCAACUACGAGGCGCUGGACGAGCUGUUCGGGGACGACGACGCGGACCAGCAGACGGCGCCGGCCGGCAAGGACGCGCCGGCGCUUGGCGAGACGUUGCCGCACGAGCCGGAUCCGGGGGCGGGGGCGGGCGGGGAGGACCUGGGUGCCACACAGGCACACACCACUGAGAAGCAGUCGCAGCCGACGCGGGGCGCGCUGGGGACGCUCGCGAGCCGCGGCACGCUGCCGACGUCCCUCGGGCCCGGAAUGUCAGGCUUGCAACGGAGCCUGGGUGGCCUCGGCGGGAUCGGCGGCCUCGGUCGGCCGGGCAAGCGGCCUGGAACGAUGCGGUUCGGGGGCCCGUCGUCUGGGCCGGGCAACAAGCGGCUGCGGAUGGAGGAGCCCGACUGA
This is a messenger RNA of Pedinophyceae sp. YPF-701, 2325 nucleotides long. NCBI's taxonomy places the organism in Eukaryota, Viridiplantae, Chlorophyta, Pedinophyceae. The record is from the annotation of a GenBank genome assembly.